Messenger RNA from Durusdinium trenchii, 318 nucleotides. Lineage: Eukaryota; Dinophyceae; Suessiales; Symbiodiniaceae. The record is from the annotation of a GenBank genome assembly.
AUGGUGCGGGCGAAGAAGACAGGCGUCAGGUACGCGCUGAAGUGUGUGCGGAAGCGGGACGUGGUGGAGAAGAACGUGCAAGAUGCGCUCGUUUCUGAGCUAAGCAUAUUGAAGGAGGUUGAUCAUCCAUUCAUCAUCAAGUUCGUUCGUUCCUUCCGUAAUGAGAGUCGAGUGUACUUCCUGAUGGAACUGGUCAGCGGUGGAGAGCUCCUUGAUGCUUUGGACUCUCUGGGACUUCUCAAGUACAGCCAGGCGGCGAGGGGCCUUGCGCCGAUUCGCAGCCAAGGGAGCCAACGUUCGGACCAAAUGGCUUUGUGA